GCAUGCAAUCAGCUGCACUCUCGUGGUUUUGCGGAAAUUUGUGUGUGACAUUCUCCAGGUAAAAUAUAAGCGUUUAUAAACUGCAAACAAGAAUAAGUGAAGAAGAAAAUGUUUCCGAAGUAAAUUCACAUGGUUAUGUUCAUAACAAUCAAACACCUGAGUUACUAGUGCUUGCUGUUUUGGUCUGCCCGGUAAAAUCGUUACGUGUAUCUUCAUAAAAGAAUCGUCUGAGAUUGUGACGUGUUGUCAGGAGCAGUUUGUCUAUGCAAUGAUUGCCAUGCAUUUCGUGACGGACGAGGAAAGGCGGACAGUGAAGUUCGAACAAUCACUAUACUGUAGAACUGAAGCGAUGGACCAGGAGCCAACUAUGUGGAUUAAAAAAGAGGAAACAGAUGAAGUACAAACUGAGUUAUGCUUCAUGUUUCUUGUAGACCCAUUAAAGACGGAAGGCCCUAGUGUUGGGGUAAAGCAAGAUUCCGAACUGAAACUACGUACUGAUGGAUCUGAGCAUAAUUCUGUUAAAAAUCCAUUAGGAAUAUCACGGUCCACUGAUUUUAUCAAGGAGGAUCCUGAAUUAUAUUUGGAAAUGAAUGAAACUGAGAAUAUUUUUCUUGAAGAUCCAUUACGGACUGACAACACUCCUGUUGGGGUAAAGCAGGAUCCUGAACUGCAACAAGAUGCUGAUCUAUCUGAGCCUAAUUCUGCUAAAAAUCCAUUGGGAAUAUCACGGUCCACUGAUUUUAUCAAGGAGGAUCCUGAAUUAAAUUUGGAAAUGAAUGAAACUGAGACUAUUGUGGAAACCUCAACAAGAUACGCAUCUGAUAGUGCAAGAUUGUCUCAGACUACUGGUGGGAGCUGUGGCAUAUCAUGUGAGGAAACGUGUCACCAUGGACUGGUCCAGGAUGAGUUGGUGGCAGACAUGGAGAAGUCAACACACAAGUUUGGUACCUAUACAGAAGAUGUGACUGUUAAUAAGGAAUGCUCAGUUGCCACCCAAUAUGACUGUAGUAUGAGGGAAAAGGAAUUACAUGUAUAUAGCUGUAAUUUCUGCCAACAGAGCUUUCCUUCAAAAUACAGAUUCAUAAAGCAUGUGUUCAUGCACAUUGAUGGCAUGCAACCACCUUUGUAUGUUUGUAAGUGGUGUGGUGAGGUAUUUAACAGUAAUGUUAGUUUGAAAAAACAUUUGAGAAUGAGUGAGAAUUAUCAUGUCUUAACUGUUGACAACCACGAAAGAUACGACUAUACUGAUGAACAUCAAAGCAGUAUCUUCUUGAAUAGUGAGCCAGAAGUUUUUGUCACAGAACUCAAUGAGCUGAAUCCAUACAAGGAAACUGGGAAAGCUGCAAACAAGUCCUCUAAUGACGUGUGUAACAUACAUAUGACAAAUGAUGCCGAGAAAACAAAUGAUUAUGGAACUUUAUGUACAACUGUUAAUGUCAGUGCCCAGGUUGAUCUACUUACUGCAAAAAAAACUGACAAACGUGGUAUUUGUGGCAAAUUGAUUACUGUGUCAGGUGAUCUGAAGAGAAAAUCAUUCCUGCACACUGUGAAAAGACCUCACAAAUGUGAGAUUUGUGGGAAAUCUUUUUCUAGAUCAGGCGAUCUCAACAUACACACAUUAAAUCACACUGGAAAGAAACCCCACGAAUGUGAUAUUUGUGGGAAAUCUUUUACUAUGGCAUGGAAACUCAAGACCCACUCACUAAUUCACACUGAAAAGAAGCCUCACAAAUGUGAGCUUUGUGGGAAGUCUUUUGCUUUGUCAGGCUAUCUCAAGAAACAUGAAACUGCGAUGAGACAGGCUAAGUGGGUGGCGCUCCAGGAGAUGAGGCCACAGAAUGCCUUGAGUCCUCGUUCACGGCACAGCCUGGACUGGAGCCCUGGAGUCACCUGGAGAGGCUCCUAUCGGCUACCGCUGCAACGAGGGGCGGCGUCUGGAGCGCCCUGGCGGCUGCAGUCCAGCUGCCUGUCGGCCAGCCUCGAGUCUCCUGUCCAGCCCCGCACUGGCAGCUCCGACACCAACGAGAAGUCGAUGUACGCUCGUGUGAGGAGUCAGAGUGCAGACAUGGAGGUGGCUGAAGGGUGUUUUGCAGGUCUACUUCCGGAGUUCAUGCCGUGCGGCACCCCGGAGCACCUGUCCGCCGCCGUGGCAGCUGUGGAGCACCUGGCAGCCAUCGUCAGCGGCUACGGACUGCCGCCGCCGCCUGCCGGUGAUCAUGCAAUGGCAUCACAAUGUUACCACCUCUAG
Messenger RNA from Schistocerca serialis cubense, 2248 nucleotides. Its product is annotated as zinc finger protein 160-like. The transcript has 12 exons. The coding region runs from base 269 to 2248 and encodes 659 amino acids. Gene Ontology annotation, cellular component: nucleus. The record is from RefSeq and is a predicted model, not a curated record. Gene Ontology annotation, biological process: regulation of transcription by RNA polymerase II. Gene Ontology annotation, molecular function: DNA-binding transcription factor activity, RNA polymerase II-specific; RNA polymerase II transcription regulatory region sequence-specific DNA binding. Lineage: Eukaryota; Metazoa; Arthropoda; Insecta; Orthoptera; Acrididae.